UUUUAGUCUUUUAUACUGUAGUUAAUAGUUAUAUUAUAGUUAAAUAAAUACAUAUUUUGUAGUUUAUACAUUUCAGAUUUUGGGAGUCUGGACUCGGGACUUUGGGUCGACGAAACUCGACUGAGGAUUGUGAUUGAAUGAGUUUUAAAAUAUUUAAAUGUGUUUUGUGUAGAGUUUGAAAAACGUUCGGUCGAUUGUUUAUAUAAGUUGUGCUCAAGUCCUACGCGCUAACAAACUCAACAUGUCGUUAGUGUGUGCUAUUUCUAAUGAAGUGCCAGAGCAUCCUGUGGUAUCACCAGUAUCCGGAUCAAUUUUCGAAAGACGUCUUAUAGAGAAAUACAUCAAAGAAAACAAUACUGAUCCUAUAAAUGGCGAAGAAUUAACUGUUGAACAGUUAGUAGACAUAAAAACCGCCUCCAUUGUUAAACCUAAACCUGUAACUGGCACUAGCAUUCCUGCAAUAUUGAAAAUGCUCCAAGAUGAAUGGGAUGCAGUGAUGUUACAUGCAUUUACACAAAGACAACAAUUGCAAACUGCUAGACAAGAAUUGAGUCAUGCUUUGUACCAGCAUGAUGCUGCUUGUCGUGUGAUAGGCCGUUUGACUAAGGAAGUGACAGCUGCACGUGAGGCUUUGGCUACACUCAAACCUCAAGCAGGAAUUUCGGUUGGCGAUUCAUCUGCAAAUGCUGGACCUACUACAAUACCACAACCAGCUAUUGCUAUGGAAGCCGCGGGAGUGCCAAAUCAACCCACUGAAGAAGCAGGUAUAACUGAUGAUAUUAUUAAGAAACUACAAGAGAAGGCUACAGUUUUAACACAAGAGAGGAAGAAACGAGGACGUACAGUUCCAGAAGACUUGAUGGACCAAGAAUCAUUAAAAGGAUUUAAAACAUUGGCAUCCCAUCCAGGUCUUCAUAGUGCUAGUGUACCAGGAAUAUUGUCUUUGGACAUACACAGUGAAGAUACUAGUAAAAUUUUAACGGGAGGAAAUGAUAAAAAUGCUACAGUAUUUAAUAAGGAUACUGAACAAAUAAUAGCUGUUCUGAAAGGUCACACAAAGAAGGUCACACGAGUCAUUUAUCAUCCAAAUGAAGAUGUUGUGAUAACUGGAUCACCUGAUACAACAAUUCGAGUAUGGAAUGUUGGUGCUUCUAAUCCCUUAUCUCAAAUAAUUAGAGCUCAUGAAGGUCCAGUGACUGGAGUGUCAUUGCAUCCAACUGGGGAUUAUGUUUUGUCUACAUCUGUUGACCAGAACUGGGCAUUUUCUGAUAUUCGCACUGGAAAACUAUUAACCAAAGUUUCAAGUCAAACUUCAAACAAUACUCUAACUACUGGACAAUUCCAUCCUGAUGGACUUAUUUUUGGAACUGGUACUUCAGAUUCAAAUGUUGUGAUUUGGGAUUUGAAGGAACAAUCAAAUGUAGCAACAUUUUCAGGACAUUCUGGACCAAUUACGGCCAUAUCAUUUUCUGAAAAUGGUUACUAUCUUGCUACUUCAGCAGAUGACUGUUGUGUAAAACUUUGGGAUUUACGUAAAUUAAAAAACUUUAAAACUCUCGUCAUGGAUGAUGGAUAUGAAAUCAAAGACUUAUGUUUUGACCAAAGUGGAACUUAUCUGGGUGUUGCAGGAACUGAUGUUCGUGUUUAUAUGUGUAAGCAAUGGCAAGAAUUGAAAGUCUUCAACGAUCACACAGCAUUGGCUACAGGAAUUAGAUUUGGAAAACAUUCUCAAUUUAUUGCUUCUACUAGUAUGGACAGAACACUGAAACUUUAUGGAAUUUAAAGAAGAAAUAGUGUAAGCUAUGACUCAAUUUUAGGCUAAAAUAACUGUUAAGGUUAUAUACCUUUUUUACUUGCAAUAUUGCACAAACAAUUUAGACUUUAUUAAUAAAAAAAGAAACCCCUGAAUUCAUGUUUGAAAUUAUUGUUUUGUUUAUAUUAAUUUAAUUCCUUAAUAUGUAUAGAAAAAAGGAUAUUUUUCAGUUUCCACUCUUAGUAGUACAAAUGACUGAUUUUACUGUAGUUUAUACAUUCUUAAAUCAUCAAACAGGACUCAGGUAAAAUGUAUUAAACAUAAACAUAAUAGUUCAAUGUAAAAUCUAAAUGAUAAAUGUAUUAUACUUGUGAUUUUAAAAAGAGCUAUGUUUCUCAAAGACAUUACAAUUAACGCUAUUAUAACAUUUACAAUCAACUUUUGGCAUGGUUUAACAACCACUGCAAGAUCAUAACAUUGUAUCACCAUUCUGUAUUGCCCCUCAUUCUAUAUAUUUGUUAAUUUAAUUUUUAAUUGCUUUACCUGUAUUAACAGCUCUAAUAGUAAUUAUGCCAACAAAGGUUCAUACAUAUUAUUAUUUAAUUAUAAAACUAUCAUAACCAUAUAAUAAAAAUUUGAUUUUGAAAAUAUUAGAAACUAAUUUAUAGCCCAUUUGGUUAAAAAAUCACAAAUUUGCCAUUUAUUUUGUUUAUUGAACAAUACCUUAAGAUAUUUAAUUGUUUUCAUUCCCAACAAGUGUUGAAAUCAGUGGAAUAACUAUAUUUCAUUAUCCUAAGGGGGAGUAGGGUUAAUACUAUUACAUUUCAUUUUAUAUCUGGGAAUCAUUAAAUUUGAUAAAAAUUAUUUUUGAGGGGGCUCAACACUCCUGGUUGCGGAACUGGUUAAAAUUAUAUAAUUUUAUAGAAACUGAUACAUUGGUUCACUUUUUGUUGAUGAACACAAAUAUAACUAUUUAUUGGGAACAUUAUUGGGUUUCAUAUUUAUACUAUUGAUUGUAAACAUGAAUAUUAUUAAUUUAUGAUUAAAAUUAUAAUAUUCAUGUAAAAAUAUUUUUUAUAUUUUAUAAGUAUUAAAUAUUGAAUCUUUUCAAACAAUUAUUUACAAUGAAAUAUACGGUUUAUUUAAAAUGUCAUAAAUAAAUUACUUUAAUGGAAAAA
Metopolophium dirhodum (rose-grain aphid) is the source of this 2931-nucleotide messenger RNA. RefSeq names its product pre-mRNA-processing factor 19 (gene Prp19). Gene Ontology annotation, biological process: DNA repair; mRNA splicing, via spliceosome; protein ubiquitination. The record is from RefSeq and is a predicted model, not a curated record. Gene Ontology annotation, molecular function: protein binding; ubiquitin protein ligase activity. Gene Ontology annotation, cellular component: cytoplasm; Prp19 complex; U2-type catalytic step 1 spliceosome. The transcript has 9 exons. The coding region runs from base 242 to 1783 and encodes 513 amino acids. Lineage: Eukaryota; Metazoa; Arthropoda; Insecta; Hemiptera; Aphididae.